Molecule: messenger RNA, 2586 nt
Organism: Penicillium roqueforti
Lineage: Eukaryota; Fungi; Ascomycota; Eurotiomycetes; Eurotiales; Aspergillaceae
Product: telomere repeat binding factor family protein
Exons: 4
Coding region: 1-2586 (861 amino acids)
Source: RefSeq, a predicted model, not a curated record
AUGGCACGCAUCACGGGGUCCCGCAUGACGCGAAGUCGGAGCCGAGAAGCAAAUGCAGCGUUUAUGCCAAAUAAGGGGUCGUUGGAGCGCAAUUGGUUAAGCGGGCUGGCUGAGGAGCCUUCUGCUCCUCCUAUCGGGUUUAUUGCACCCAGAGAUGUGGUACCAGAAUCGCCUGAAAACCAAGAAGGUAAUACCAAUGUGUCUGGUACAACCUUGUGUCCCAAUGAUGCGGAGCCCGCCGAUUCUCGAGUCACCGAUGCUCGAGUCGCCGAUAAAAUCGCGACUCACUUGCCGUUCGUUCAACAGCAGGCGACCCUUGUCAUGAGCCUGUUGGUUCACCCAGACUUCAACCCGGACAGCCUUGCAGCCGAGUCGAAAAAGCUCCUCGAUUCUGGCCACCCAAAUCGCAAACGAUUGAGGCGAUUCGUGGAAGGGCUGAUCGAUGAACUGGAAGACUGUCCUCUUUCUCGUGAUGGCAAGUCCCUAUUGGACGUCUCCCAGGCUCGUCGUUUGCUUUCUCCUGCGCAACUAGAUGCAUCAAUCACAUAUAUUUACAUGACAAAUUGCGCUCUGUUGACCCUCAACAUGUUCCUCCCCAGCAUUGGCACCGAAUCCCAGUCGGAGGUUAUCCAACAGCUGGACUCCCAGUUUCCUGCAUGUGUCUUGGGCAACCUUCCGGACAGUUCUACGCCAAAGGAACUUGGGGCGAGUGAUACUAGCGAGGCUACUUUCAAUCUUGCCUUGAGUAUCCGCACACAGUUCUUCAUCAUGGAGUUAGAAAGACGCCAAGAUGAGCAAGACUUCAGCCCACUUUCCAUCUUGAGACAGGUCUUUGCAAUAGACCUCAUUCCCAGCGAAGAUUACUCCCAGGAUAUCCCCGGUUCCUUCCGGGGGUUCAACUUGCCGGGUGUCUUUCAGGACGAGGAUGGCCAUCUCCCUGAAAAUCUUCCUGAGAAGUUUCUCAUCGCCGUCAACGACAGAUUCAAUGAACUUCACGAGGAGCUUUCUGAGUGGGACUCCGUUGAUAUUGGUGGUCUGAAAAAGGCAUAUAGAUGGCGGUCGUUUGAACGAGACCUUGCCCGUUGGAUCUAUGUUCGUGACAGCGAAAUUAAGGAAGACAUCAGACGCUUGUCAGAAAGAGUGCAUAGCUCAUCCACACCUCGUCGCCUUACUUCUGUCCCGGUCGGAACUCCCAAUCGACGAGUAUCGACAGUGCCUCCGUCUCCUCAGAAAGACCGACUGGUGAGCAUGGCACCGGAUGCAGGUAGAGUGCCCCCGUCUCCUCAGAAAGAACGACUGGUGAGCAUGGCACCGGAUGCAGCCAGAGUGCCCCAGGCAGAGACGACAACGCAGGCAGGACAGACAGUACCGGUGGAUAAAUUGCCUGAAAACAACGCUCCUCGGCCAAGUGCCGCUUCUCAAAAUGUUCCUGAAAAAAGUGUCUCCGACCAAGUCGCACGGCCGGCAGCAAAAGAUCCAGGACGGCGCAAGUCCAAAAGCAACUACCGAGACCCGGCCUCGUUCGCGGCACUCAUGAGACGCCAGGCUACUAGUCAUCAGCAACCUGUCUCGAACGAAUCGCAAGCGCAAACCAUUUCUACAAAGACAAGCAUUGUGGCCCACGUGAUUAAUCCUGGCCUUACUGCUAGUCGCGCAACCGAGGCUUUUGAAAUUCAACAAUCCCCUGAGCUGGGAUAUACAGACAUCGGGGAUGACUCUACAUACGUAAACAAUGACGAGGACUUGGAUCUCGGCCAUGGCCCGGGACCAGAUGUUAUAAUAUCAACCAGUCCCCCAAACUCCGCUCGAAUCAGUCAUGUCAGCCACAAUCCCACUCCUCGGUUAUCUGAUUCGCCCAGAGAUGGAAACCCACAGCGAUCAGUCCCGAUCGCUCGGCGCUUCCUCGAUAAGCAGAAUAAUGCUAGGGUUGUGUCGCCGAUCAGCCAAUAUGAUACUCAAAGUACUGUGUUGGGGAAGCGAAAUCGGAAUGCCGAUGUCCUAGAUGAUGACUCAACUGACGGGUCAGACGAUGAGUUCGAGCAAUAUAAUCACAACGUCGAUCCGAGGCGCAGGGUCGAAAAGUCUCCACACAAUGAACCUGCCGCGAAGCGACACCACCCCCAGGACACCGCGUGGUCUGGUGGAGAGCAGUCGCAAUCAAGUAUCAAUAGAUUGUUCCACCACAACCAGUCUAGCCAGACGCAAGUUUCUCGAAGGAUCCAGGCGGUUGAAAGUGACGAUGCCGCCACUGAUGAAGAGACCACCGUUGCACAGCUCGAACCGCCCCCUAGUACCCAGGGUCGGUGGGCAGCCUCCCAGGCUGCGAUGGCCAGGAGGAGAGUUCCGAAGACCAGCCACAGGUGGACAGAUGAGGAGGAUGAACGUUUGCUUCACCUCAUGUCAAUUUACGGCACUGCCUUUGCUACUAUAAAGAAGCAAGACAACGCUUGCCCCCCAGCUGAAGGCGGUCCCGUGCUUGAACGUCGUUCUCAGGUCAAUUGUAAAGAUCGUGCUCGCAAUUUGAAGAGAAAAUAUCUCAGAGAGGGUCGAACACUUCCACCGAACUUGGAUAAGGCAGCAGGUUGA